AUGGAAAAGAAACAUAAGCGUAACUAUAAAGCAUGCUUAAAUUGUAGAGUUCGAAAAGUCAAAUGUGAUCUUGGAUCUGUUGAUAAUCCUACUGAUGGAAAAUGUGCUCGAUGUAGAAGAGAAAGAAAAGAUUGUGUGUUUGUAGAGAGUAAAAGAGGUGGACAUGCUAACAUUGUUAAUGGUAGAAGAAAGAAAGAAUUGGAAUUGACUGAUGAUUAUCAAUUACCUUCAGUAUCUAAUAUCCUUAAACCAGAUUAUCAAGCUUAUCGGGGUAACAUGAAUCAAAUGCCAUUACCUCAAACCUCACUAACUUCAUCAUCAUCAUCGUUAGUAUCACCAUCUCCUCAAGCUUACUAUGAAAGAACAUCCCAAUCGCCUGUAGAAACCACCCAACCUUCAAAUUACGCUUCAUCGGGGCAAAAAAGUGAAGAAGGUCAUUUCUCAACUAUGGAAGGUGCUUUGGUGUACCUCGCUAAAGCUGCAGGGACUAUAGCUAAAGCUGAUGAAAGAGAUAAUAUCGAUGCUAGUAAACGUCAUCAACAGUUGGAAGAAAACUUGAACGAUUCCAAAUACAAAGAAUUGAUCACUGAAGAUAAUCCCAAUUCCUCAGCUAUUCCGAAACAUAUUCAAGACCAAUCGAAUUAUCUUAGUAUCCCUAUAACCCAUGAGUUUUCUAUUAGACCAAAGGGUGAAAAUAAAUUAUCAAACAUCGAUUAUAUUGGAGCCAAUGGGCUUUUGACGGAGUUUGAAGCAGAAAUGUUGAUAAAUCUUUUCUUCACUACCAUGCAUCCAUACUUCCCUCAUAUCCCCCAAUUUCUUCAUAAACCUCAAGUGUUAGCUGGUUAUCCUAUCUUAUUAUGUGCUAUCUUAACCAUAGCUUCAAGAUAUCAUUCAUUGGAUGAUAAUCCCAACGAUAUAACUACAGGGAAUGUUGAAGGAGUGCCUAGGAAUAUUGAAAUUCAUGAUAAAUUAUGGUUAUAUGUUCAAAGAUUGAUAUCACAAACUGUUUGGGCUGAAGCUAGUACCAGAUCAAUUGGAACUAUUUUUGCAUUUUUACUUCUCACUGAAUGGAAUCCUCGUGCCAUUCAUUGGAGAUGGAGUGAUUAUGCUAAUGUUCCGGAAGAAAACCUGGGUCAAUCUAAAGAUAAUUUGGCAGGUCUUGGAGCUAUGAGAAGAAGUUAUAGAAUGGCAUGGAUGUUAAUUGGUUCAGCUGUAAGAUUAUCUCAAGAUAUGGGAUUUAUGGAAGUUAGUCCCAAAACUUUCCUUGCUACUCAUGUUAGUGAGAUUAAUAGUGUGAUGAAUAUCAGUAGAAGAUCUAUGUUAUCUCAUUCACUUAGUGAAAUAGAAAUCGAUGAUGAUGUAAAUGUUGAUGAGAAUUUCGAUGAAGAUGAUAAGGUUCUAGAUAUGGAUGAAGAAGAGAUUAAAGAAUAUUCUUUACAACAACCAUUAAAGUUUUCUGAACGUCAAAGAGCUAAGAUUGAACUCUUACAAAUCAUGUCAUUGAGUCAUGAAUCAUUAUAUGGAUAUAAAGCACAAUUAGGUUCAUUGAGUCAAAGGCAAAAUCUUGCUAUUUUGAAUGUCAUCAGUCCAUUAUUGAAUAAUUGGGAUAAGAAAUAUCGUCAUCUUAUGAAACCAACCACUCCUAAGAACUACAACUUGAGUAAUAACUCCAAUGCUUUCUUAGAUCAGAAUUCCAAGAAUGCUAAAGAAUUAUUCGAAUGUAUUGAAUUUGAAGGUUUCAUCUUUGAGUUCAAUUAUGCUAAGUUAUAUAUCUUUUCCUUAGCUUUAUCGUCAUCGCCGAAAACAGAAACCGAUACUUCCAAAAAGAAGCAGAAGAAGGUUAAUUUGAAGUUGGAUGAAAUUUCCAAGUCGGCUAAAUACAUUGAACAUGCAUUCUUCGCUGCCAAUGAGAUGUUACUGGUAGCUCAUAGAGUUCAUAAGCUUAAGGUAUUAAGGUUCAUGCCCGUAAGAUGGGUAACCAGAAUCGUUAGAGCUGUGGCUUUUAUAGUGAAAUGUUAUUUAACUAUAGCUGCCCAUAAAAAGCUGACUAAAAACCAUAAUCAAUUGGAUUCAUCGUUUGCUAAUUUCGAUGCAACGAUUUUGUCCUUAUCAUUGAUUCCAGUUGAUGAAAUCAUGUCAUCGAUUCAAAAGGCUGCUAUAACAUUACGUGAUUGUUCUCCGGAUGAAUUACAUCUUUGUACUAGAUAUUCCAAUGUGUUGAUGUAUUUAUGUUCAGAGAUGAAGACCAAUUCUAAGAAUUUCAAUGAUGAAGGAAUUAACUUUUCUGGUCCUAAAUACGACACCCUUCAACGUGAUCAUAGUAGUAUGAGCGUCAAUACGACAUUCUACCAACCACCGGAAACUUCAACUAACACCACGGUGAAUACCCCAGAGAAUUUGAAAGAAGAAGUAUCUACUCCAUUACAAAAUCUUAUUGGUGAUAGUGAAGUGAUGGAAUGGUUUCUUAAUAAUAGGAAUAUUGGGUUGGAUUUCGUAGCUCCUUGGACAGAAAUGAUAGAACAACAAUUGAAUUCAAGUGAUCAAUUCAAUUUCGAUAAUGCUAUGAUGUGA
This is a messenger RNA of Yamadazyma jaroonii, 2571 nucleotides long. NCBI's taxonomy places the organism in Eukaryota, Fungi, Ascomycota, Pichiomycetes, Serinales, Debaryomycetaceae. The record is from the annotation of a GenBank genome assembly.